Fundulus heteroclitus (mummichog) is the source of this 2410-nucleotide messenger RNA. It is a transcript of the gene fzd1, whose product is annotated as frizzled class receptor 1. Gene Ontology annotation, molecular function: Wnt receptor activity; Wnt-protein binding. Lineage: Eukaryota; Metazoa; Chordata; Actinopteri; Cyprinodontiformes; Fundulidae. Gene Ontology annotation, biological process: non-canonical Wnt signaling pathway; canonical Wnt signaling pathway. The record is from RefSeq and is a predicted model, not a curated record. Gene Ontology annotation, cellular component: plasma membrane.
ACAUCUUUUUAGCCAUAAAUCAGUGAGCGGGGUCUGAAGGCAGCAGUCUGAUAGCUUUAUUUUGAAAGUUCUCAGCGGAUGCUUCCCCCCAUGGCGCACGCUUGGCUCCACUCUGAUGGAGGCAGAGUGCGUGUGUGUGUGAGAGAGAGAGGGUUUGAUCGGCGCUCUGACUCCGUGUAGCGCAGACGGAAUACUGAGGCGGCCCCUGCGGUGCGAGAAAACCGCUUCAUUCGGCUCCAAAGAGGAUUUUAAAUAAGGGGUUCGGGUUCGCGGCUAAGGAUCGCGGAUCUCUGUUCCAUUUCUAUCCCCUGCUGCGGGAUGAGACGCUGAGGACAGGGACGGAAGCACCGCUGGAAGGAGCCGCGUUGAGCUCGGCAACAAAGAGCGCGCAGGGAGGUUGCUGCUGCUGCCCGCUGAGGACGCGUCAAGUUAUUCCCAACAAGCAGAAAGUCGUCCUUUCCUCGCCAUGCCGCUCCGCAGGCUGCUCCGCGCCGCUUUCCCUCUGCUGCCGCUCCUCCUGCCGGCGAUCCUCAGGGCAAACGCUCAGUACGGCGGCGGGGAGCGAGGAAUGUCUAUCCCGGAGCACGGCUUCUGCCAGCCCAUCUCCAUCCCGCUGUGCACGGACAUCGCCUACAACGAGACCAUCAUGCCCAACCUGCUGGGCCACACGAGCCAGGACGACGCGGGCCUGGAGGUGCACCAGUUCUACCCGCUGGUGAAGGUGCAGUGCUCGCCGGACUUAAAGUUCUUCCUCUGCUCCAUGUACGCGCCCGUGUGCACGGUGCUGGAGCAGGCGCUGCCGCCCUGCCGCUCGCUGUGCAACCGCGCGCGGCAGGGCUGCGAGGCGCUCAUGAACAAGUUCGGCUUCCAGUGGCCCGACAGCCUCGCGUGCGAGAAGUUCCCGGUGCACGGCGCCGAGGAGCUGUGCGUGGGCCAGAACAUGACGGAACACGCGGAGCCCGAGAGGCCCGGAGGAGCCCACCCCACCAAGCACCUCCCGCCCGAGACCACGCACGGCCAGUUCCGGUGCCCGGCCUCGCUCACCGUGCCCCCCUACCUGAACUACCGCUUCCUCGGCCAGGAGAACUGCGGCGCGCCGUGCGAGCUGAAGAAGUCCCACGGAAUGAUGUACUUCAGCGAGGAGGAGCUGAAAUUCGCGCGGAUAUGGAUCGGGAUCUGGUCCAUCCUGUGUUGCGCUUCCACGCUGUCACGGUUGCUGACCUACCUGGUGGAUAUGAAGCGCUUCAGCUACCCGGAGCGGCCCAUAGUCUUCCUCUCCGGCUGCUACACCAUGGUGUCCGUCGCCUACAUUGCUGGAUUCCUGCUGGAAGACAAGGUGGUUUGCAACGACCGCUUCGACAACGACAUGAGGACCGUGGUGCAGGGCACCAAGAAGGAGGGCUGCACCAUCCUCUUCAUGAUGCUCUACUUCUUCAGCAUGGCCAGCUCCAUCUGGUGGGUCAUCCUGGCCCUCACCUGGUUCCUGGCCGCGGGGAUGAAGUGGGGCCACGAAGCCAUCGAGGCUAACUCCCAGUACUUCCACCUGGCGGCCUGGGCCGUUCCCGCCAUAAAGACCAUCACCAUCCUGGCGGUGGGUCAGGUGGACGGCGACGUGCUCAGCGGGGUCUGCUUCGUGGGCAUCAACAGCGUGGACGCGCUGCGCGGCUUCGUCCUGGCGCUCUUCGUCUACCUGUUCAUCGGCACCUCCUUCCUCCUGGCCGGGUUCGUGUCCCUCUUCCGCAUCCGGACCAUCAUGAAGCACGACGGCACCAAGACGGAGAAGCUGGAGAAGCUGAUGGUGCGCAUCGGGAUCUUCAGCGUGCUCUACACGGUGCCGGCCACCAUCGUCAUCGCCUGCUACUUCUACGAGCAGGCCUUCCGCGAGCGGUGGGAGAAGACGUGGGUCAGCCGGUCGUGCAAGACGUGCGUGCCGUGUCCCGUCCAGAGCCAGCGCGACAUGAGCCCGGACUUCACCGUCUUCAUGAUCAAAUACCUCAUGACUCUCAUAGUGGGCAUCACGUCGGGCUUCUGGAUCUGGUCCGGUAAGACGCUGACUCAUGGAGGAGGUUUUUACACGAGACUGGCCAACAGCAAGCAGGGGAAACCACCCCAGCCCAACCCUGAGCCUGAGGAGGCGAGCCGCGGCUCCUGGAGGCUUCACGCCGGCCGCGUAGGGCUGCAGGCGCGGCGUGAAUGGAAGAGCAGAGAGGAGCCCCGGGAACCCCCAACAGCCACUGUGCUUAAGCCCCAAGGAGCUGAGGCAACGAGCCGCAGGCUCCACCGGCAGCCAGCAACGCGGGAGCAGAUCCAGCAACGGGCCCAGAGACCAAAGGUCCAGGGGUACCCGGCCCCCAGCGGGACCCUGACAGAGCCACGGGACCCCUGCCCCCAAAGCAGCCGCCAGGAGUGA